Ruditapes philippinarum (Manila clam) is the source of this 2334-nucleotide messenger RNA. Its product is annotated as nucleolus and neural progenitor protein-like. The coding region runs from base 195 to 1961 and encodes 588 amino acids. Gene Ontology annotation, cellular component: nucleus. The record is from RefSeq and is a predicted model, not a curated record. The transcript is spliced from 10 exons. Gene Ontology annotation, biological process: positive regulation of Notch signaling pathway. Lineage: Eukaryota; Metazoa; Mollusca; Bivalvia; Venerida; Veneridae.
AAACACGGAACGCAGUCUGUUUUAAUGACAACGUGGUUAGACGUAAACAACAUCAGAAAACUGCGGAUUAUUUCCUUAAAUGGAAAUGACAUCGACCAUAUUUGCUUUGCAGCCAUUCGGAUCUAUUUAAAGGCCAAACUCAUAUGAUUAUGAACAUGUUUCCCUGAUUGAAAACGAUAGUAGAAGUACAGAAAAUGUGGAAUUGCCGAGUUUUGAAGCCCCCAUUGUAUUGUGAAAUAAAGACCACAUUGAAACAAUCUGAAAUAGGAUCUUUAUAUGGAGCAAGAAUGUUCUUGAAGAAAUCAAAAGGAUCGGUCAGUGAUCAUAUGAAGUUACUGACAACGGAGCAUUACAUGGUUAAACGUAUCAUCUACAAACUUGUAAAUCAGUUCCGGUCUGACAAAGCUCUGAAAACUUUAAAGCAGGUUCAUACCUGUAUGAAGCGACUGGAAGGUGUUAACAUUGAGAAACAAAUGACCGAGUCAUUACAGCUUGUUGAUAGGUCUUCCUGUAAUCGAGAUGAUACAGAAUUUUAUUUUCCAUCCCGCCAAGUGCUUGAACAUCAGCUUGUCAUGUUACAGGGGAUUGGUGCCUUGCUUCGACAAACUGUACUAUACUGCCAGAAAACAUUCCUUCAUGUGAGACAACAUCUUGAGCUUGGUAACAUGAUACCACAGAACUUGUUGAUGCUUGCCUUAAUCUCCAGGAUCUGGUAUGUUUGUAAUUCACUAGGAUUGUAUGUUUGUAAUUGGUAUCGUAGGUUAUAUAGUUGUCUGUCUUUCUUUAAACCUACAGCUGUACCAUGGUUACAGAAAGACGAAUUACCAAAAGAUCUUACAGCAUGGUUAUCAGAACAAUUCAAAGAAACAGAACAACCUGAGCAAAACUUGAUGGAAAGUGUUGAAGGUGAAAAAUCAAGUGGGAGUUUACCUGCAAAUGUUCAGUUUUUAGAAUCAGCUGAUCAGGAAGAUAUUGGAGAACCAAUACGGAGAAAGACCGUUGUUGAAGAAUCAGAUAAUCUACAAAACAAAACCUCUACUGUCACUGAUAGUGCUGUAGCAAUGUAUAGAAAUAAAAGGAAAAUUGAGAAGGAUGAUAAAGGUUAUGGUGAUGAAACAGAAACUUCAACAAAAAAGAAGCAGAAAAUAUUGAUAAAACCAGAAAAGACUAGUAAUAAAGGUGACACAAUAAUGAAAAUAGAAUCUACCAGAGAGUCAGAUUCUGACUCAAAUGUUAGAUCAGGAGAUGAGGAUAAUGAAAUGGGUAAAAUGCAUAAAUCAUUAGAUGUGAACUUUAAAGAUAAUGGUAGCAUAGAACAUAAAGUGCCUGCAAAAGUGGCAGAUUUUGAUAUUAGUAGUGUGACUGAUGUGAAAGCCCAUUUACAAAAUGUUCUUCAAACUUCAGAAGAUUUUGACAAUUUUGUUCAGCAAAUAAAGACUGGGACUUUUAAAAUUUGUGAAACUUGCUGUAGCUUUUCAAAUGUGGGGAAGAAAAAGAUAUUGAAAAACAUAGGUAAAUGGAGAAAUUCAAUGAAAAAUAAAACUACAGGAUUAAAAACAGAACAAAUAUUCUUGGAAAAAGUAAGAGGACCUUUAAGUGAAUUGAUAGUAAAGCUCAAUCUUACACCUAUGGUAGCAAAAGUUAAAACAAAAAUGGAGCUAAAUUCUGGUCAGAAAGAGGAUAAAGGUAACAAACAAGGUGUUGUAGCACAAGAAGAAAGUGGUCAAAAUUGGUUGAAGAAUGAACUAGAAGAUGUACAAAGGACAAGUGAUAUGCAGUUAGGGUUAAGUAAUCAGUCUGCUAUGAAGAUAAAAAAGAAAAAAGAUAAAAAGAUGAGAGCAGAAGUGACUAAUAGUACAAUGACUGGGACAAUGGAGCAUAGUCAAACUAAACAGGCUAAUGAGACAGUUGUUAAAUCUAGUUCCUCUAGAAGGAGGAAAAGGAAGUCAAAGAAAAAGUGAUUAUUUGUAAUGAAUAAGAUUAUGUAUGUAUAUUCUGAAAAUUUGUAAAAGUUGUUAAAAAAAAUUGUAAUUUCAACUUAAUUUGUUUGAAAUAUAUUUGUGAGAAAAUAUUUUAUUUAGAUGCAAGGCAAAGUUGCUAGAAGUUAGUGGUGAUUUUACUUAAAAUUUUGUAAAAAAAGAAAUGUUUAUCUAAAAUUUAACAAGUGCACCUGUCCAAUUACCUAGACCAAUUAUAUUUGCUUUCCAUUUAUUUUAUUAUAAUACAUUGUUUUGAUUAUUACAUAAGCAAAAGUGUGUAAUACAUGUACAUUGUUAUGAUUCUAACAUAAGCAAAAGUCUUCUGUUAAUAAAAAAUUAAAAUAUUAUGAACACA